AAUCCUGUUUCAUUUCUCUUCAUUUUUCCUCACUAGUGAAUGUUACCUGCCCGCACCGGAAUGGCUCGACUAAUCAGGAACCUUUGUGUUCUUCCCACUAUUCGUUUUCCUCCGUUAGCCAAAAACACUUUAAAUAAAGCUCUUUCUAAUUUGUUUUCUUUUUCCGUUACUCUUGCAGACGCUGGUCGCUGUUCCGACCGUCAGGACUACAACUGCAGCUAUGCGCUCCGCGUCGCACAACUCUUCAGCUUCCUCACCUCGUCUACCUCGAAGGGGUUCCAACGACGGCUCGGGAAAAGCCCUACCACGACGACGACGACGACCACGACCACCACCACCACCACGACGACCACGACCACCAUCACCACCACCACCACCACCACCACCACCACCACCACCAUAUGGGAUGAAUCAUCACGCCUAUCUGAGCAGUCAAUCCGUUCAAUUCUUCAGUCGGCCCCUUUCAAAGUCGAUAUUUUAAAUUUGCUGUGCAAGACAACGGAAGCCAUCGUACUUCAUUGCCAAGACAAGACUAAGGAAGCCAUCGUACUUCAUUGCCAAGACAAGACUAAGGAAGCCAUCGUACUUCAUUGCCAAGACAAGACUAAGGAAGCCAACCAACGUACCUCAAUGCCAAGACAAUCAUCAAACAUUCAUUUUUCAUUGCUUUCACUCGUCUGUUUCUCUACUGACAAGACUUUUACUCUUAACGGAUUUCCUCCUCCCAUCCUUCUGUCUUGACUCGUAGACCAUGUGCAUGUUCUUGUGGAUGGUGGUAAUUUGUGGUAGUGUAUAGUAAUUUCCUUGGGUAUGGUGUGAUUGUGCUUGGGGUGUUUUUGUGAGGUCUAGUUAGUUUUGUGUCUCCCUUGACAACUUGAAAUCCUUGACUCUAUUUUCUUUGCAUCUUACACAUAUGUCAUUCAUUCAGAGUAAAAACGUCAAUUCAACCAACUGCUGUUAUAGUGAGCUUUCAUUUAGAUACAUGUUCUCAUACAAAAAUUGUUAUAAUUUGGCGCAUCUUUCAAAUCAACUUAUUUAUUCCUCAAAUUUACAGAAUAAGUGUAAUGAAUCCCUGAUCUUGCCAAUGCAUCCAAUGUUAUUUUUUCAACCCUAGUUUUAUGAAGUUCAAUUGUACUGAGCUUUACGAAGCAGUUUACAUAAUUGUCAAUUUAACACUAAAUUGAUGACACAUUGUAAACAGUUGCCAGCAAUUGUACUUUUGUCAUACUCCGUUUUCUCUUAAAUACAUUAUAUUGUGUUCGCUAAUUCUUUGGCUCUUUACUUUCUGUAAUGUUUUUUUGUUCAGACGCGCUCUAAAUUCUUUUGUUGUGGGGCACCAAAGAACACAGUCUGUAGGUUGAUAAAAAUAAACUUUUCGUUGUUUA
Frankliniella occidentalis (western flower thrips) is the source of this 1385-nucleotide messenger RNA. Its product is annotated as ELMO domain-containing protein C-like. The record is from RefSeq and is a predicted model, not a curated record. The transcript has 3 exons. NCBI's taxonomy places the organism in Eukaryota, Metazoa, Arthropoda, Insecta, Thysanoptera, Thripidae. The coding region runs from base 40 to 741 and encodes 233 amino acids.